GCAACACUGAUCUUCCCAGACCGAAGCACGCACUUCACGAGUUAGGACGCCGAGUCAGUUUGUUGAUGUCAGAAUGUUGGUUUUAGUGUACUAAGGUGUUUAUGUGUGGAGGCUAAACUUAAACGAGUUAAAGGAAAUACUUAUCUCACUCUCACAAUGAAUCCUGGGGAUGACUUAGUCGGACCACCUGGCAAAUUUGGUCCUGGAGGUCCUUUUCCUCCAAUGCCUGGACUUCCACCUCGGGGCCCUCCACCAAUUGGAGGAUUUGGAGGUGGACCUCCUCCAGGGUUUAUUCCACCUCCAAUGAUGCCUAGUGAUAUGCAUUUACCUCCUAGACCACCAAUGGCUCCGCCUUUUGGCCUGCCACCCCCACCAUUUGGUUUCGGACCUCCACCAGGUGAUGCACCCAUCCCUCAGGACUCUCCAGGCCUCUCCCCCAGUCCUGGCCUGCCUUCUGGAGGAGGGGACAGUCAAAGUGAGGGAAAGGACAAGAAGAAACACGAUUGGACGGAACACAAGGCUCCAGAUGGAAGAACAUAUUACUACAACACAUCAACCAAACAAAGCAUGUGGGAGAAACCAAAUGAGCUCAAAUCGCCAGUUGAAUUAUUAAUAGCCCAAUGUCCCUGGAAGGAGUACAGAUCUGAACAAGGGAAAACCUACUAUCACAAUUUGUCAACCAAAGAAUCUCGGUGGACCAUUCCCCCGGAACUGGAAGAACUCAAAGUAAAGUUGGCACAAGAAGAGAAGUCAAGUAAAAGUUCAGUACCAACUAAAGUACCAACAUCUACCACAUCAUCAACAAGCCAGUCAAGUUCGUCGUCUGCUCUGGACCAGGCAGUUGCGGCCACCCUGGCGGCCAUCAGCAUUCCUACCCCUCCUGUCAAGAUGGAUGAGGAUAGCACAUCCUCACUACCAGGCUUGAAGUCAAAUCCAGACAGCAGAACUAGCACUCCAGAGCCCAACAAACUGGUCUUCAAAGACAAAAAAGAAGCCAUUGAGGCCUUCAAAGAACUUCUCAAGGAAAGAGAUGUUCCAAGCAACGCCUCGUGGGAGCAGGCAGUGAAGAUGAUCUCCUCCGACCCACGUUAUCCACAGCUGAAACACCUAAAUGAGAAGAAACAGGCUUUCAAUGCGUACAAAACUCAGAAGCUGAAGGAGGAAAAGGAAGAACAGAGAAUGAGAGCUAAGAAAGCAAAAGAGGACUUGGAAGAAUUCCUGAUGACGACGGACAAGAUGACUUCCUCAACGCGUUAUUACCGGUGUCAGGAGAUAUUUGGUGAUCUUGAUGUUUGGAAAAACGUGUCUGACACGGAAAGGAGAGAUAUUUACGAUGAUUGUGUCUUCAACUUGGCAAAGCGAGAGAAGGAAGAAGCAAAGUCUCGGAAGAAGAGGAACAUGCGGCAGUUGGCAGCAAUAUUGGACUCUAUGGUUGCCAUAGAACACCGAACCACGUGGCAGGAGGCACAGCAGAUGUUGCUGGACAACCCUAACUUCACGGAUGAUGCCAGUUUACUCGGUAUGGACAAGGAAGAUGCACUCAUUGUUUUCGAAGAUCACAUAAGAGAACUUGAAAAGGAGGAAGAAGAAGAGAAGGAAAGAGAAAAGAAACGCGUAAAAAGGCAACAGAGAAAAAACAGGGACAACUUUGGUAUGCUGCUAGACGAGCUCCACGAGCAGGGCAAGCUGACCUCCAUGUCGCUGUGGGUUGAGUUGUACCCCAUUAUCAGUGCAGAUCUUCGCUUCUCGGCCAUGCUUGGUCAACCAGGUUCAACACCUUUGGACUUGUUCAAGUUUUAUGUUGAAGACCUAAAAUCGAGAUUCCAUGACGAGAGGAAGAUCAUAAAAGAAAUUCUCAAAGAAAAAGGGUUUGAUGUGGAAGUUUCCACAACUUUUGAAGAGUUUGCCACUGUCGUGUGUGAGGAUAGGAGGUCUGCAACUUUAGACGCCGGAAAUGUCAAACUCACUUAUAACGCAUUGUUAGAAAAGGCUGAGGCACGGGAAAGGGAGCGACAGAAAGAAGAAUCGAGGAGGCUGAGGAAAUUGGAGUCGUCUUUCCGCAGCUUGCUGCGGGACACUGACGUGGACUAUCACACUGUGUGGGAGGAUGUGCGGGAGAAGUUGGCAGACCACGAGGCGUUCAGAGCUGUCGGUAUCGAGUCAGAGCGGCUCAGGAUAUUCAAGGAGUACCAACACGAGACAGAAGAAGCUUGCAGUCACCACCAUUCCAGAUCGAAGAAGUCAAAGAAGAAUAAGAAGCAGAAGAAAAGAUCUCGAUCCAGAUCUGGUGGGUCUGAGAGUGAUUCUGACCGAGGGCACUCACGGGCCGGUAAGAAGCGCAGGCACCGCUCCCGCAGUGAGUCGGAAAGCUCGGACUCGGAACACAAGCGAAAGAACAAGCGCAAGAAGAACAAGAAGCGAAGAGGCGGGAGUCGCAGCCCGACGCCGUCAUCGAGUCCGGAGGAAGCACGGCCAGACAAGCCCAAGUUGGUGGAGGGGGGCAAAGUGGCUGUUUCGGCAGGACCAGAGCCGCACAAGUCCAAGUCAGAAGAGCUUAGCGAUGAAGAAUUGGAACGGAGGCGAAACGCACUCCUGCAACAAUUGCAUGAAGAAGCUGAUUAAACAUUUUAAAUUUCUUGUACAUAUCGUAUUUUAGGGACUGUAUUAAAGUACGCUUGAAUAACUGAAA
Homalodisca vitripennis (glassy-winged sharpshooter) is the source of this 2689-nucleotide messenger RNA. RefSeq names its product pre-mRNA-processing factor 40 homolog A (gene Prp40). Gene Ontology annotation, molecular function: protein binding; RNA binding. The record is from RefSeq and is a predicted model, not a curated record. The coding region runs from base 157 to 2622 and encodes 821 amino acids. Gene Ontology annotation, cellular component: U1 snRNP; U2-type prespliceosome. Gene Ontology annotation, biological process: mRNA cis splicing, via spliceosome. NCBI's taxonomy places the organism in Eukaryota, Metazoa, Arthropoda, Insecta, Hemiptera, Cicadellidae. The transcript has 18 exons.